UUUUAAAACAAUGUCUGACGCUGAAGGUGAAAGCCAAAAUAGUGAUGGUGGUUUGAUCGAUGAGCAACUCGAUGCUAUUGACAACGUUGGUGUGAUCAAGAGUGGUGAUUAUUUGAUCCAUAUCUUAAUUCAUGAAGCCAGAAAUCUUAAUGCACAGGGCGAUGAUACUGUGGAUCCGAUUGUUGAAGCUAACUGUCUGGGAAAGAAGAAAUAUACCACAUGUAAAGACGAUGUUGGAUGCAACUCAACCAUUCAGUGGUGAGAACAUCUUUUCUUCGAGCCAAAAGACCUCUCACCAGAGGACAUUCAAAAUGCGAAGGUAAAGAUCAGGGUCUUGGAUCAACAAAUGUUCAAAAACGCAGUAGUUGGUGUUUAUGAACUAGAUCUUGCCUAUAUCUAUUUCAAAGAAAAACAUGCAAUCUUUAACCAAUGGGUUGGCUUAUCGAAUCCGAGCGCUAAAUCUUUCAAUGAGCUUUCUGGAUAUCUUAAAAUCUCGGCUUCAGUCAUUGGCCCUGGGGAUGAGCAGGUAGCUCUUAAUGAUGGCCCUAACAUUGACAGGACUGACAAGGAGGUGAUGCUCCUUCCACCUCACAUCUCAAUGCAAUACUACCAACUGAAGUUUAGAUUAGUCAAAGCUGAGAAUUUACCAAAGAUGGAUUCUUUUGGAACUUGAGAUGCUUUUGUGAAAGUCAACUAUCUUGGAAAAUCAAUAAAGACAAGCGUAGUUACUCAGAAGAACGAUCAGGUGUACUGGGCUCAGGAGAUCUGGCUCCCAGUUCAGUUUCCCAUCGUAUCUAGCAGAGUUGUCAUGCAAGUUUAUGACUAUGAUACAGCUGCUGAUGACAUCGUCGGAGCUAUUAGUUUUGAUGUUGUAGAUAUCCUCAAGAAAGCAAGGAAAAAUGAAGGAUCUCCAUGGUUCUGGAAGGAUAUUUAUGGAGCUCCACAAGGAGUAUCUGGAGAGCACACCAGUGAGAUGAAUAGAGUGCCCGAGGUAGCUUCAAACUGGAAAGGGAGAAUCUUGAUGCAAGUCGCUGCCGAAAAGACAGAUAAACCUGAGAUGAGAAUCAAGCCUGUUCCCGAAGAAGUGAUGCAGGAUGCAGCCAACUCAGGAAUGUUCAACACCACACGCUACGAAAUCAAGGCAGAGGUCAGACAAGGCAUUUGACUUCCUCACAAAAAGUUCAAAGUCAAGAUUAAGAUUGGUGACUUUGAGUGCAAAACAAAAAGUCCGAAGAAGUACGGAAAUGGGUUUAGCUACUGGAACUACACGUUUGAUGAACAGAUAUGGGACUGUCCUUACCACACUCUUGAAGAUAUGGCAGACGUGUUUGUCUACUUAAUGGAUGGCGAUGAUCCUGUCUGAUUCUACAGAGGUAAAGCUUCUGAUUUCAACCAACCAAACGCAGAACUUAAAUGGGUUGCUCUCAUUAAUGAUCUUGCAGUUGGUAGUAUCACUGAUUCAUACAAAGCAGGAAUGAUUUCUUUCAGGCUUUCUAUCCAUAAUCAAGAUGAAUUCGGAGAUGUUGAUUGGAACUAUGUUCCCGCAUGGUCUUAUGAUCUCAGUGAUGAACCCGAUAAAUAUCCUAUAAGAGCUAAUAUUUAUCAAUGUAAAGAACUACCACCAGCUGAUGAUAAUGGCACUUCUGAUCCUUAUGUCACAAUCUGGAGUCCAUUUAAGGCCAAUGACACUGAAAAGAAAAUGAUAAGGACUAGGGUUGUAAAUGACAACAAUAAUCCUAUCUUUUACAAUACUGUAGAGAGCUUCUUCUACUCAGUUGACUACGAUUGGUCUCCCCCAGUUGUUUUAGAAAUUUAUGAUAAAGAUUCAGGAACCUUCAGCUCUGAUGACUUUAUUGGUAGAUCAGUAAUCUUCUUAGAUGAAAGUGAAGAUUGUAUCGCAAGGGGUGAUGAAAGACCAACUCCAAAAUGGUUCCCAGUAAAGCUUGGCUUCAGAAAAGAUGAACCAGUGAUGGGGCAGAUUUUGGUUUCAUUUAAUAUCCUUGAUCCAGGAGAGCGUUUUAGUCAAUCUCUCUAUAGCAUAAAACUUGCUCCACCAACUGAUGAUUAUGAAAUCACCAUCAAUGUGCUUGGUAUGAGGAACUUAGAAUCCCCUGGAAUUCUGCCAGUCAGAAAGGCAUUCAUCAACUUCAUGCUCAGAUCCCUAUUACCUCCUCAUAAAGCUCAGGCUGUUGAGAACAUCUCGACUCAGCCAAGUGCUACAGGCUCUAACCCAACAAUUUCCACAGUAGUGAAAUUUAAACUCUCCCUGCCCAACGAAGCCUUAUACUGUCCAUCUCUCACAUGCGGUGUCUAUGACUAUAUCUUCAAAGGAAUCUCCCAGCCCACUAUCGGCAACUUCGUGAUCCCAAUCGGUGACUUACAGCACUUACAAGACGACAACUUCAUUAAAGCCGAUGAGAAGACAAAAGAUAUUAUAAAAUCAAUCCACUCCAAAAUAAACAGUGCUGAAGAAGAAAAGAAAGAACUCGAACGCAAACGCCUUGAAGCCCAACGUGAACGUGAACAGGAAGAAGACAUGAAGAAAGGCAUUAAGGAUAAGCAAGAACAGAAGUUGAGACAAGAACUAGCUGCGAAGGGUAAUAUGAACCUUUUCCAAAAAGCCAUGAUUCUGAAGAACAAGUCCUCGGGGUAUAAGGCACUAGGUGAUAAUGAAGACAAUGCUGAUAUUGAAAUGGGAGUUAUUGAUACACAUGAGAUGGAUGGAAGUCAUGAGAUGGAGGAAAGCAAGGAAGAACGGAAGGAGAAUGCUCUCUUUCCUAUACAACAUGAGGAAGAUGAAGAGGACAAAGAUGAUCAAAGCAAUAAGGCAGAUGAAAAGAAUGAAGCUAAGGAGUUGAUUAAUUCGAAGAAUGAAAGAAAGACUAUUCUCAAAGAGAAGAGGACCAUCAGAUUGAAGAAGAUGUUCAGACAGAUGAAGCUGGUUGGUAAAAACGUUGUCUAUCCGACCUAUCAGUAUGAUGACAGACUUCAGAUCCAUAGGGAGAGUAUUCCUCCUCCAAAAGAAGUCUUCAUGCCUGUUGGAUAUGAUCCGAAGCAUGAUUCUAAGCAAAAACAUUAUAGAAGAUUUUAUGAGGAUGAGCUUGAAAAUAUUAAAGAAGUAAUGCCAAAGAGUCCAUUCCAGACUUAUGAUAUCAUAAGAGGCCAAUCGAGAGGAAUCUCAAGUGGCUGGUUCUCCAAGAAUGCAGUGGAUGAGGCUGGAGAAGCUUCUACAGUUAAGACAGUAGGAAAAUUCAAGGGAAUUGUUUCAGUUAUCAACCACCAAAGGGCUGAAUCUUUUAAACAAGUAAGAAAGACAAGGAUUAUGAUCCUCAAAGAAUCUCUGAACAGUCUCUCAAGGGCACUAUUUAAUGAAGAUUUUGAGUUUAACUAUGAUGAUCUCAACACAGCAGAAGGCAAGGAGUUGUUCACUGCUAAAUUACACCAAAUUGGAUGUGAUGAACUACAGAUUGAGAAACAUUUCACUGAGAUGAACUAUCAGGAAGAACUAGCGAGACUGAUGAUGGUCAGGACUCCAUGUAUCGUGAGAGUAUACAUUCUUGAUGCUGAUGAGCUUCCUCCAAAAGACAUAGGAGGAUCAGUUGAUCCUUACCUUGUGUUGAAGCUGAAUGGAAAAGUACUAAAUGAGAGAAGCAAUUAUAUUUCAAAUUGCCAUAAUCCUGAAUUCAAUAAGAUGUUUGAGUUCCAUUCUGAAUUCCCUGGAUCAGGCUUGCUCAAGAUUCAACUUUGGGAUUACGAUAGAAUCUUCGGAGACGAUUUCAUUGGAGAAACAUUAGUUGACUUAGAAGAUAGAUUCUUUUCCCCAGAAUGGCAGAGUAUUAAAAAUAAGCCAGUCGAGUUCAGACAGCUUUAUCAUAAAUCUACCAAGGUCUCUCAAGGAGUUGUGAAAUGCUGGAUUGAGAUUAUCCCAGCUGAAGCCCAGAUGAAUUCUAUUCCAUGGAAUAUUACUCCUCGUCCUGCAUCAGAUUUUGAGGUCAGAGUGGUAGUCUGGGAGACAAGUGGAAUUGAGACAAUGGAUUGGGAAGGUACAAGUGAUAUCUACUGUAGAGCUUACUUUGAUUCUGUUGAUAAAAACAAGAGAACAGAUAUUCACUAUAGAUGUAUGACUGGAAAAGGAUCUUUCAAUUACAGACUAAAGUUCAAUAUCUCUCAUCCAAGUAAGGACCAUAUUCUCAACCUUCAAGUCUGGGAUGCAGAUGCUUUCUCAAAGAAUGAUUUUAUUGGAGACACUCAAUUGAAUUUGAUUUUACCUAUUGAAGAUGCAGCUUUAACCAACAAACCUAUUAGUUUGAACAAGAGAUAUUAUGAGUCUUUCCUUAGAGACUAUAUGAAUGGUGACCCUCUACUUUUUGAUGACGACGAAUCCUUCUGGAUUGACCUCAAAGAUAAAAGAGGACAACAAAAUGGAAAGCUCAAAGUAAAAAUUGACAUUGUCCCCAAAGAGCAUGCUGAGUCAUUCAUAGUAGGAGAUGGUAGAUCUGAGCCAAAUCACUCACCAUACCUCCCUCCCCCGGUGGGAAGAAUAGUCUGGAGUCUGAACCCAUGGACAAUGCUCAACCAGUGCGUUGCACCAGGGGCAAGAAACAAAGUUAUUUGCGCCAUCUGCUGUAUUCUAUGCCUAGUGAUAUUUUUCUUGUUAUUGCCGAACAUCAUGGGAGAGGUCAUUGCUGGAAUAAUAGUCUAAUCGCUACAGAAAAUAUUUGGUCAUCUUCAAUA
Messenger RNA from Moneuplotes crassus, 4734 nucleotides. The record is from the annotation of a GenBank genome assembly. NCBI's taxonomy places the organism in Eukaryota, Ciliophora, Spirotrichea, Euplotida, Euplotidae.